AUGUUCUACUCUGAGACUCUUCUGUCAAAGACGGGGCCACUGGCCCGCGUCUGGCUGUCGGCCAACAUCGAGCGCAAAUUGUCCAAGUCGCAUAUCCUCCAAUCCGACAUUGAGGGGAGUGUCAGCGCCAUUGUUGACCAAGGCCAAGCCCCCAUGGCUUUGCGACUGAGUGGUCAGCUGCUGCUGGGAGUUGUGCGUAUUUACAGCCGUAAAGCGCGUUACCUGCUCGACGAUUGUAACGAGGCCCUCAUGAAAAUCAAAAUGGCAUUCCGUCUUACCAACAAUAAUGAUCUGACAUCCACUGUUGUCGCGCCGGGUGGUAUUACACUCCCUGAUGUGCUGACCGAGUCGGACCUGUUCACCAAUCUUGAUACAUCGCUUUUAUUCCCCCAAAACCUCAGCAUGGAGACCGACGGCAAGCGUCCCGCUCCAAUGGAUUUCGGCAGCAGCCAGCUUCUCCCCGACAACAGUUACCGCCGCUCCGUCUCCCAAGAGCCGGCUCGCCUCGAGGAUCACACUCUCGUUGACCUGGACCUGGGUGAAGACGAAAUCCCUCUUGGCCUUGACCGCUCCAUGGAAGUUGGUCGUGAUGCCCCCCGGCCCGUCCUCUGGAAGAUGAUUACAUUAGCGACUCUGAUGGACAUGGGCACUGAUGCCCACGACAACAUUGAUAAUCUGCUUCCGGACGGUGGAAUGGAAUUCGGCCAUGGUGACCUUGAUGGCGAGACCCCUCGCGCCGGUGACAACCGUGUUCGUGACACGGAAAGCCCCCUUUCCGAUGCCGGCUCUGUUCAAAUGCAUCAGCUCGAGGAGGAGUACAACCGUGAAGCCUCUGCUAUUGACAUGAAUGCUCAAGGCCCUCGCUCCAAGCGCCAAAAGGUGGUCAACUUCAUUCCCAUGGACCAAAAAACCCACUUCUCGACCACUGAGAUCAAGGCGAUGCAGAACGACCGCUCUGCCAUCAUGAAUCCAUCGACUCUUCUUCCCCGCGACCCUGUUCUGCUCACCCUCAUGACUCGCCAGAAGAACGGUGACUUUGUGUCUAGCAUCUUUGGCGAGGAGCGCGGCCGUGCCUGGGCUCCCGAGCUGCGUGGACUGUUGUCUCUGGACUCCGUCAAGAAGGCUGGUGAGCUCAAGCGCAAGCGCGACAGCGGUAUCUCUGACAUGGAGGUUCCCGGCGCCGACGUUCCCGCUCUGGAACUUGGUGAUGAGGAGGCUAUUGUGCCCGAGGAUGAGGGUAUCGCCCUCGGCACCACCAUGAACCAGCACUCCGAGAUUGACUUUCCCGGUGACGCUGGCAAUGACGACCUGAACCUGGACUCUGAUGACGGGAUGAACGCACCCCUCGAAGACCUGGAUGACACCAUUCGCCCCGUUGACAAUGAGCCCGUCUCCAUGGGCACCAAGCACGCCGUCCACAUCCUGCGCGAGCGCCUCGGUGACUCCGAGCAGAGGAAGAGCGUUCUGUUCCAGGACCUCCUCCCCGAGCAGCGCUCCACCAAGGCCGACGCCACCAAGAUGUUCUUCGAAACCUUGGUGCUAGCCACCAAGGAUGCUGUCAAGGUCGAGCAGAGCAACAAGGCCAUCGGUGCACCCCUGAAGAUCCGCGGCAAGCAGAACCUCUGGGGCUCCUGGGCCGAGGAGAGCGCUACCGCCGCCAGCCAGCUGGCCCAAGUUCUGUAG
Messenger RNA from Penicillium argentinense, 1683 nucleotides. Its product is annotated as kleisin alpha. Gene Ontology annotation, molecular function: protein binding; chromatin binding. Bases 1 to 1683 code for a protein of 560 amino acids. The transcript is spliced from 3 exons. NCBI's taxonomy places the organism in Eukaryota, Fungi, Ascomycota, Eurotiomycetes, Eurotiales, Aspergillaceae. The record is from RefSeq and is a predicted model, not a curated record. Gene Ontology annotation, biological process: mitotic sister chromatid cohesion; synaptonemal complex assembly; replication-born double-strand break repair via sister chromatid exchange. Gene Ontology annotation, cellular component: synaptonemal complex; cohesin complex.